CGUUGUUUUCUCCCGAGAUUCUCUCUCCGUAUCGAAAGCCAGGACUUCAUAGAGAAGAAGAGAACACGAGUUUUGAUUUUUCCUAUAUUCUCUGGCGUUGGCGAUUCCAUUGUUUUCUUUUGAUAGAUUCGAUCAUUGAUUUUCUGUCUCUGACUCUGCACCCGCUGCAAUCGACGGUGAGUGGCCGUUUUCAUCCAGUAAGGAGGAUGAGGAUGAUGAUGAUGAUGAUGAAGAAGCAUCUUAACUAGAGCUUGUUGGCGAGGUCAGUGCUGGUUUUGUGGCAGGUUUCUCAGAUUUGUUUCCUUCUGUUGGAAUUCAGUUGAAUGAUGAUAAUCAUUUGGAUGCAAAGGGAGUUGAUAAUGUCAUCGCAUUUUUUAGUUGCUCUAUGCUGAACAAAAGGAAAAUGCUGGUGAAUUGGAAGGAACCGCACAUCAAAUCGACGCUCUUGUCAGUCAGACUCUCUUGUAGAUUUUUUGAAACCGAUGAGAGUGAAGGCUUGUGUCAUAUGAUUUAAGGAACAAUAUAACAAUGGAGUCUGGUUUGGAUAAACGAUUUCCUCUCAAUGCAAAAGAAUACAAGUUAUUCGAAGAAGUCGGCGAUGGUGUCAGUGCAACUGUAUAUAGAGCUUUAUGCAUUCCUCUCAAGGAAACAGUUGCAAUCAAGGUUCUCGAUCUGGAAAAGUGCAACAGCGAUCUGGAUGGGAUCAGGCGAGAGGUACAGAUGAUGAAUCUGAUCGAUCAUCCUAAUUUGUUACGAGCACAUUGCUCCUUUUCCACUGGGCACCACCUUUGGGUCGUGAUGCCUUACAUGGCUGGAGGAUCCUGUCUCCAUAUAAUGAAGUCUGAUUAUCCAGAUGGAUUCGAGGAAUUUGUUAUCGCUACUUUGCUCCGUGAAACUCUGAAAGCUCUUGUGUAUCUUCAUGCUCAUGGGCAUAUCCAUAGGGAUGUCAAGGCUGGAAACAUUUUGAUUGAUUCUAAUGGUACCGUUAAGUUAGCUGACUUUGGAGUCUCUGCUUGGAUGUUUGAUACUGGGGACAGACAACGUUCUAGAAAUACAUUUGUUGGAACUCCAUGCUGGAUGGCUCCUGAAGUGAUGCAGCAAUUGCAUGGAUACGACUUCAAAGCAGAUAUAUGGUCAUUUGGAAUCACAGCACUUGAGCUGGCGCACGGCCACGCCCCAUUUUCCAAAUAUCCGCCAAUGAAAGUCCUGCUAAUGACCUUACAAAAUGCACCACCUGGACUUGACUACGAGAGAGACAAGAGAUUCACAAAGUCGUUCAAGGAAUUGGUGGGUGCAUGCCUGGUGAAAGACCCGAAGAAGCGUCCACCUGCAGAAAAGCUUUUGAGGCACCAUUUUUUCAAGCAAGCACGUCCACCUGAUUAUCUGGCUCGUGCAAUCCUUAAUGGACUUCCUCCAUUAGGUGAACGUUAUAGGAAGCUAAAGUCAAAGGAAGCUGAUCUUCUAGUCCAAAACAAAUCUGAAUACGAGGAGCAACUAUCACAGCAAGAAUACAUAAGGGGAAUAAGUGCUUGGAAUUUUAAUCUUGAGGACUUAAAGAAUCAGGCUGCCCUUAUUCCAGAUGAUGAUGAUGAUGUUUCACAUACUGAAGAGCCAGAUGUCAACAGAAAAUCAAGCGAAAGACAUGAUGAACCUGGCCUUUCCCCUGAAAGGACUAGCAGUUCUGCGACAGCACCUAGCCAGGAGGACGAAUUGAAUGAUCUUCAGGAUUUGGAGAGUUCUCUUGCUUCAUUUCCAAUCAAACCUCUUCAAGCUCUCAAAGGCUGCUUUGACAUUGGCGAGGAUGAUGAUAAUGCUACUACUCUUGAUUGGAAAGAUGCAAGUAAAGUGAAAUCCGGACCACAACUGUUACGAAAGCCGUCCAUUGGAUCUCAGGCCCAUACUGCAAGAGACGAGGAGACAGCAACACAAAACAUUUCUUUACCACGUCAGGUCAUUCUUGAACAGAAAAAGUAUUUAAGUGGUUCACUCAUAUCGGAGAGUACUUCUGCUCCAAAACGAAACACCAAUGAUGCUGAGAGGGAUUUUCAACAGUCUAAACAUCCAGCAGAGCGAAGCUACAGUGGACCAUUGUAUCCUCGAAUGAGGAGAGAGACCAGCCUUCCAUCUGUGGAUGAUACAUCAGAAGGUGCAGUUGUUCAGCGCAAGGGACGGUUUAAGGUGACAUCAGCAGAUCUCAGUCCCAAGGGGCCUACAAACUGUACAUUCGGCCCAUUCAGUGGCGUCGGUUCAACCAGCCCCAACUCCCUCAAUGUUACAGCGGCCUCUGUCCUCCCAUCACUUCAGUACAUUUUGCAGCAGAAUGCUAUUCAACGGGAAGAAAUUAUGAGGCUGAUCAAAUACGUAGAGCAAACAUCUGGAAAGCAAUCUGAACCAACCGAGACAAGCAUUGACGAACUCUUGCAGACACCUCCUGCUACAGCGAGAGAGAGAGAACUUCAAUCCCAGCUCAUGCAACUACAACAAAGCAUUUGGAGCUUAGCAGAAGAAGUAAAGAAACAGAAGCAGAUAAACGGACAGUUGGAGAGUCAGUUGAAAACGGAUUGGCAGCACAGACACGAGGGAAGAUAACGAGACAAGUCUGAGAAUUCCCCGCCGUGAAAGAAGAAAAUGCGGUGAAAAAUCUCAUACUUAAUAUUUUAUGUAACAUUCGUGCUGUAAUUUAUUUGACUCUGCUUAUGCUCACUUUAUCUAUACACCUCUUCAGUUUUAUUUCUUAGAGGGGGGGUGGUGUGUAUGUGUGAUCAUAGUUCCUUGCUAAACAGCGUUUUUUUUUUAAACUGUUUCUUCUUUUUUUA
Tarenaya hassleriana is the source of this 2816-nucleotide messenger RNA. Its product is annotated as serine/threonine-protein kinase BLUS1-like. The transcript is spliced from 22 exons. Bases 529 to 2589 code for a protein of 686 amino acids. Lineage: Eukaryota; Viridiplantae; Streptophyta; Magnoliopsida; Brassicales; Cleomaceae. Gene Ontology annotation, molecular function: ATP binding; protein kinase activity; protein serine/threonine kinase activator activity. The record is from RefSeq and is a predicted model, not a curated record. Gene Ontology annotation, biological process: protein phosphorylation.